AUGACUACCGCACUCAAGAGCAUCCGAUCCCUCGUCCCUCUUCUCGACCGCGUUCUAGUCCAGCGAAUCAAGGCCGAGUCAAGAACAGCUGCUGGUAUCUAUCUCCCCGAGAGCAGCGUCAAGGAGUUGAACGAAGCAAAGGUGUUGGCUGUGGGACCCGGUGGAUUCGACAAGGAGGGAAGGAGAAUGGCAAUGAGCGUCAAGGAGGGGGACAAGGUUUUGAUUCCUCAGUACGGCGGAAGCCCCGUGAAAGUGGGAGACGAGGAAUACCAUUUGUUCCGAGAUCACGAGCUCCUCGCAAAGAUCAACGAAUAA
Molecule: messenger RNA, 315 nt
Organism: Cladophialophora psammophila CBS 110553
Lineage: Eukaryota; Fungi; Ascomycota; Eurotiomycetes; Chaetothyriales; Herpotrichiellaceae
Product: hsp10-like protein
Exons: 3
Coding region: 1-315 (104 amino acids)
Cellular component (GO): mitochondrial matrix
Molecular function (GO): protein folding chaperone; protein-folding chaperone binding; metal ion binding
Source: RefSeq, a predicted model, not a curated record